CGUAAUAAUGCUGCACAUCUUGUUUUAUUUUUCACAGGCCGUAUGUGCAGAAAAACAACCUCAGUGAAAGAACAGAGGAUAAAUGACUCCAUAAAUCUAAAACUACAUUUACGGCGUCUCCUAUUUGAAUUCAGCGAUGAAGCCUUGACCCUCUUCAUAUCAAUAAGGUCUUUCUAGUCUGCUGAAAAAUAUUUUAAUGCACUUGUUUUGCUCUGUGUUUAAACGGAGAAAGCACAAGUUUUGUGUCGAGGCGAUUCUCUGAGAGGCGGUGAUUGAGUCUACACGGUUCUCAUGUGGUAGAUAAGUUCACAGCGCCGCCCAGCAGAGCUUCAUUAUUCACUGCUAGUUGUAGGUGAAGGUUCCUGCUCAGAGAAAUGGCUGAAACUGCUCCAGCACCCGCUGCCUCACCGGCGAAGGCUCCCAAGAAGAAAGCGGCGUCCAAGCCCAAGAAAGCGGGCCCAAAUGUUCGCGACCUCAUCGUCAAGACUGUGACCGCAUCAAAGGAGAGAAACGGCGUGUCUCUCGCAGCCCUGAAGAAGGCUCUCUCCGCCGGUGGAUAUGAUGUGGAGAAGAACAACUCCCGCGUCAAAACCGCCGUCAAGGCAUUGGUAACCAAUGGCACUCUGGCCCAAACCAAAGGCACAGGCGCCUCCGGUUCAUUCAAGCUCAACAAGAAGCAAGCCGAGCCCAAGAAGGCAGCCAAGAAAACCGCCGCGAAGGCCAAGAAACCAGCCGCUAAGAAAUCUCCCAAGAAGGUGAAGAAACCAGCGGCCACAUCUGUGAAGAAGGCGACAAAGAGCCCCAAGAAAGCCAAGAAGCCAGCAGCUGCCAAGAAGGCCACCAAGAGCCCCAAGAAGGCAAAGAAACCAGUAGCGGCCAAGAAAGCAGCCAAGAGCCCCAAGAAGGUGAAGGCAGUCAAGCCCAAAACAGCCAAACCCAAGGCGGCGAAGCCUAAAAAGGCGGCUCCUAAGAAGAAGUAAUCGACUAUUUCUGCUCGAUUCUUCCUAAAACCCAAACGGUUCUUUUAAGAGCCACUUACAUAACAGUGAAGAGUAUGAUUUCAACAAUUAGAGCGCGUUUCAGGAUUGCUCUAAAACUGGUAUAUCCUCAACGUACAUGCUUAAAACAGCAACUUAACACAUCAACAUGAAUACAGGGCCGAAAACGCAAGUAGUUUAGAUUUGAAAGAAUCCCUUAUGAGGAUAUUCUCGACUAUUAAAACUAUGUUUUAUGCAUUUUAUGAAUUAAAUGAUAGUUAAAGGGCUAAAAUACAGCACUGGUUGUGACACUAAUUCAGAACAAAUCAGCUCAAAUAUCUCUACCACAACAAAUUCUCAC
Messenger RNA from Danio rerio (zebrafish), 1338 nucleotides. The record is from RefSeq and is a predicted model, not a curated record. Lineage: Eukaryota; Metazoa; Chordata; Actinopteri; Cypriniformes; Danionidae.